Messenger RNA from Danio rerio (zebrafish), 1839 nucleotides. NCBI's taxonomy places the organism in Eukaryota, Metazoa, Chordata, Actinopteri, Cypriniformes, Danionidae. The record is from RefSeq and is a predicted model, not a curated record.
CAUGGCCCAUUUAGGAACAAAAGUACGAAAACUUGAUGUGAUCAUCACUAAAUGUGAUGUAAUUGAGGAUGGUAUUCCUACUCGAUAUCAUGUAAAAACAAGCCAAGACUCUCUCUCUAAAUCUGAACCAUAUAAAAGAUUCAUCUUUGGAAAGAGAGACAAGAACAAACCACAUAAAACUAUUCUGAUGGUUGGAGAAACAGGAACAGGAAAAACAAAACUAAUCAACACUAUGGUCAACUACAUGCUGGGUGUUGAGAGAGAAGACAAGGUUUGGUUUGAGAUCACAGAUGAUCAGAGUGAUCGGUCUUCAGCUCACAGUCAGACCUCCAUCAUCACUGUUUAUGGGUUUUAUCUAGAAGAGAGUCCAAUGGAUUUAACAAUCAUCGACACACCAGGAUAUGGAGACACUCGUGGAGUUCAGAAAGACAAAGAGAUUGCCAUAAAUUUGCUUAAUUUAUGCUGUUGUCUGGGUGACUGGGAUAAUGAACUAGAUGCAGUGUGUCUGGUGAUCAAAUCAAACCAGAAUAGACUCUGUAACAGACAAAUUUAUAUAUAUGAUGCUGUUCAGUCUUUAUUUGGAAGUGAUAUUGCUGAAAACAUUGUCCUGCUCUUGACAUAUUCACGUGGAGCUUAUCCAAUAGAUGCCCUGACGGCUGUUAAAGAGGCUCAUGUCAAGUGUGCAGUGGAUGAACAGAAUCAGCCUGUGUUUUUCUUGUUCGACAACUGUCAAGGAGAGACAUUUCAUGAAGAAUACCAGAUGGUCCAAGAACAAUCAUGGAACCUCAGUAGUAAUGGUAUAAAAGGAUUUUUCAGUUUUUUUGACACAAUAAAACCAAAACCCAUGAAGAUGACUAAAAAUGUAUUAAAACAACGGGAGCAGUUAAAGGCAAAUGUUUCAAAAAUAGAAUUACAUGAUCAAGACAUAGAAAUAAAGCAAAAUAAACUGAAACAAGCUCAAGGAGAACUGGAGAAACUCAAGAAAGAAGUUGAAGAUAAUAAAAACUUUGAGUAUGAAGUUGAAGUGACCUACAAAGAGAAGGUUUAUAUUGAUCUUAAUAAAGCCUAUGAGGCUACGUGCUGCACUGUCUGUGAGAAGAACUGUCAUUAUCCUGGCUGCUGGUGGGUAACCUCUGUCUCAUGGUGUAGUGUGAUGGAAAAUAAUCACUGUACAGUGUGCAGAUGCCACUACAACAAACACAUCAAAGAAGCAAGGAUAUAUGUGACAAAGACAAGAAAAGAAAAAACAAUAAAUCAAGUAUUAAAAAAUAAAUAUUUAGAAAAAAAGAGCAUCAAAGAGUCUGAUGUUAAGAAGUUGGAGAAAGAGCUACAAGACAUAAUGACACAGAAAGUGAAGCUGGUGAUGGAGGCUUUUCACUGUGUGAAUUCUCUGGAGAUGAUUGCUCUCAACACUGAUUCACUGAUCACACUUCAUCACAUUGAUUUUCUGAUUAAGAAGCUGAAAGAAAUAAAUGAGCCUGAAAAGGUCAAAACAGUGGAAGACAUCAAGAGAAGAGCAGGAGAAGGAAAACAAAGAGCUCUGGGAUACAUGAAAGACAUAUAAGAAAAAUCCUCAGCUAGUCAAGGAAAAUAAGAAAAUUCCAGAAUUUGUUUGACAAAAAUCUGUUUAAACACUGACAUGUCUUUAAAUCUAUCAGUUGUCUAGAGUGUGAGCACGCAGAGACAAAGAUAUUUACAUAUGAACAUUGUAUCUGAGAGAAGAACAAACUAUUAGGAGGUUGUAAAUAAGGAUUUUUUUUUUUUUUUUAAAUUGAGUAUGUGCGGUGAAAUUAUGGAACAGUUUAUAACAGAUUCUCGACCAAUGUCAGGAUAUUAAUC